AUGUUGGCCAGGAAAGGCCUGGUGCCCGAGGAGUAUGUGCUGCGGCUGGUGGAGGACGUGUCGCGGCCCCGGUACCGGGCCAGGGAGCGCAAGGUUCGCUUCGUGGCCAAGAACGGCGCCUGCAAUGUGGCUCACACCAACAUCCGAGAGCAGGGCCGCUUCCUGCAGGACGUCUUCACCACCCUGGUGGAUCUGAAGUGGCGGCACACCCUGCUCAUCUUCACCAUGAGCUUCCUGUGCAGCUGGCUGCUCUUCGCCAUGAUCUGGUGGCUCAUCGCCUUCGCCCACGGGGACCUGCACCGAGCCGGCGCCGGCCCGGGCCCCGUGCCGUGCGUGACCAGCCUGCACUCCUUCACCUCGGCCUUCCUCUUCUCCAUCGAGGUGCAGGUCACCAUCGGCUUCGGGGGCCGCAUGAUCACCGAGGAGUGCCCGGCCGCCAUCACCGUGCUCCUCGCCCAGAACAUCGUGGGGCUGGUCAUCAACGCCAUCAUGCUGGGCUGCAUCUUCAUGAAGACGUCGCAGGCCCACCGCCGGGCCGAGACCCUGAUCUUCAGCAAACACGCGGUCAUCGCGCCCCGCAAUGGCCGCCUCUGCUUCAUGUGCCGGGUGGGCGACCUCCGCAAGAGCAUGAUCAUCAGCGCCAGCAUCCGCCUGCAGCUGGUCAGGAAGUCGGCCACCGCCGAGGGCGAGGUGCUGCCCCUCGACCAGAUCGACGUGGAGAUGGACAACCCGGUGGCGGGGGGCAGCAUCUUCCUGGUGGCGCCGCUCAUCAUCGCCCAUGUCAUCGGGCCGGGCAGCCCGCUCCACCCGCUCUCGGCCGCCGACCUCCACCGCGGCGACUUCGAGGUGAUCGUCAUCCUGGAGGGGGUGGUGGAGACCACGGGCAUCACCACCCAGGCCCGCACCUCCUACCUGGCCGAGGAGAUCCUGUGGGGGCGCCGCUUCGUGCCCGUGGUCAGCCAGGAGGACGGGCGCUAUUCGGUCGACUAUUCCAAGUUCGGCAACACCGUCAAGGUGCCCAUGCCCGAGGCCGAGGCGGAGCUCGAGCCGCUGGGACACGGCGCCCACGCCGCCACCUUCGACAUCUUCCCCCCCGGCAACUCAGUGAGGAGAAGGGCCUCAGGCCGGCAGUCUGAUCAAACUGACCCCGGGGAGGAGGAGGAGGUGGAGGUGGAGGGCAGGAGGACGCCAUAA
This is a messenger RNA of Carcharodon carcharias (great white shark), 1194 nucleotides long. Its product is annotated as ATP-sensitive inward rectifier potassium channel 11-like. Lineage: Eukaryota; Metazoa; Chordata; Chondrichthyes; Lamniformes; Lamnidae. The transcript has a single exon. Gene Ontology annotation, biological process: regulation of monoatomic ion transmembrane transport; potassium ion import across plasma membrane. The coding region runs from base 1 to 1194 and encodes 397 amino acids. Gene Ontology annotation, molecular function: ATP-activated inward rectifier potassium channel activity. Gene Ontology annotation, cellular component: plasma membrane. The record is from RefSeq and is a predicted model, not a curated record.